AUGUAGUUAGUUUAACUAUUUUAUGGUAGUUUCUAUGGGUGCUCAAGAGAAGUCACUAAACUGCAAUAAUCCGAUACAGCGUGUAAAGGUUUAUCGUCUGAAUGACGAUGGGAAAUGGGAUGAUCAAGGAACAGGCCAUGUUAAUGUAGAUUAUACAGAGAGAUCAGAAGAACAAGGAUUGCUUGUAGUUGAUGAAGAAGAUCACGAGACUUUGCUUCUGCACCGUAUCAGUGCAGAUGAUAUAUAUCGGAAGCAAGAAGAUACAAUUAUAUCUUGGAGGGAUCCGGAGUAUUCAACUGAACUAGCUCUUAGCUUUCAAGAGACGACUGGUUGCUCCUAUAUAUGGGACCAUAUAUGUAGCGUGCAAAGGAAUAUGCACUUCAGUAGUCUUAACAAUGAGACAUUUCAUAGUGUCAACAGUGAUUUGAGGGAGUUGCCCCCGGUUGAGCUUUCUACACUUCCCUUGAUAUUAAAGUCGGUUGUAGAGAGUGGCAUUGCCGAUCAGUUGCGUGUUACAGAACUAAUAUUGAACGAUCAAGAUUUUUUCCAUAAGCUGAUGGAUUUAUUUAGGAUCUCUGAAGAUCUGGAGAAUAUUGAGAAUCUUCACAUUAUUUUCAAAAUAGUGAGAGGAAUCAUUAUGCUCAAUAGCCCUCAGAUCUUUGAAAAAAUAUUUGGUGAUGAGCUGAUAAUAGAUAUUAUUGGGUGUCUUGAAUAUGAUCCAGAUGCUCCACAUGUUCAUCAUCGCAAUUUUCUCAAAGAGCAUGUGGUCUUCAAGGAGGCUAUUCCUAUUAAAGAUCCGAUAGCCCUUUCAAAGAUACAUCAAACAUACCGAGUUGGCUAUCUAAAGGAUGUCAUUUUGCCUCGAGUGUUGGAUGAUGCGACAGUUGCAAACCUUAAUUCCAUGGUCCAUUCAAACAAUGCAGUUGUUGUGUCUCUCUUAAAAGAUGAUAGCACCUUCAUUCAGGAUUUGUUUGGAAAGUUGAAGUUGCAAUCUGCAGAGUCAAAGAAAAAUUUGGUGCACUUUUUGCAUGAGUUUUGUACUUUGAGUAAGAGUUUGCAGGUGGUCCACCAACAUCGGCUAUUUAGGGAUCUUGUUAAUGAAGGCAUAUUCGAUAUCAUAGCUGAUGUUUUGCAGAGCCAAGACAAAAAGCUAGUCCUGAUGGGGACAGACGUCCUCAUUCUUUUCUUGAAUCAAGAUCCAAAUCUUCUGCGGUCUUAUGUAAUUCGUCAGGAAGGUCUUGCUCUGUUUGGUCUUCUGGUCAAAGGUAUGCUAACAGACUUUGAGGAUGACAUGCACUGCCAGUUUCUUGAAAUUCUGCGCAGUCUCUUGGAUUCGUAUGCAUCAGGAUCACAGAGGGAGGCCAUUGUUGAAAUUUUCUACGAGAAGCACCUAAGUCAACUCAUUGAUGUUAUAACAUCAUCCUGCCCGGCAAACGGUAUGGCUCAAACCGUCAGUAACUCUGAGAGCUCUGAUGGAGGGACAGGAAAGCAAAGUAGUGUCAAGCCUGAAAUACUACUUAAUAUUUGCGAUCUCCUAUGUUUUUGUAUCGUGCACCAUCCUUACAGAAUAAAGUGCAACUUUCUUCUUAAUAAUGUGAUAGAUAAAGUUCUGUUUCUGACACGAAGAAAAGAAAAGUACCUGGUAGUUGCUGCUGUUAGAUUUAUGAGAACUCUUAUUUCCCGCAAUGAUGAGCAUUUGAUGAAUUACAUAGCAAAGCACAAUCUCCUAAAACCGGUUGUUGAUGUCUUUGUUGCUAAUGGAGAUCGCUACAAUCUUCUAAACUCAGCUGUUCUUGAACUUUUUGAGCAUAUUCGUAAGGAUAACAUGAAGAUAUUGCUCAAGUAUUUAGUCGACUCAUUCUGGGAUGAACUGGUCAAGUUUGAAAAGUUCACAUCUAUCCACUCUUUGAAAAUUAAAUAUGAGCAGUCCCUAGAUUGUUCAGGAACGAGAAGUGUCGGCAAUCUAUUAGACGACCCGAGGAAACGAGUUGAUGACCGCGGUUUGGAGAAAGAAGAAGAAGAAUAUUUCAAUGAAGACAGUGACGAGGAAGAUUCUGCCUCUGCCUCCGUGGCGAAUGCAAGUAGAGCGCAGCCUCAGCCAGCCUUGCCUAAUGGAUCUGCUCCAAGCGUCUCACCUGUGAGAUCUGGAGGGCUUGUUGAUUAUGAUGAUGAUGAGGAUGAUGAAGAUUAUAAGCCACCACCUAAGAAGCAAUCAGAUAAUUCUGAUGAAGAUGGAUCAGUGGAGUCUUUCCCGUUGAAGCGUAAGCUAUCGCCGAAAGAAGAGCCUGAGCCAAAAAGGUUGCAGCGUAUUGCUAAAGGUUCAAAGUCUCGAGACACUGUUUUUGCUGCUUUAUGCUCAACCUUAAGUCAAGCAGUUUUACCGUCUAAAAAGACAGGAAGUACAGCACAAGAUGGUCCAUGCUCAGAUGGAGACAAGAAAUCUGUCGAGUCCAACCAUGAGGAGAAAGAAAAUUCUACUGGUAAUGGGAGUGCUGAUUUGGAUAAUCACGACAAAGAAAACUCUAAUGAUAAUGGGAGUACUGAUUUGGAUAAUCACGAUGACCAAGAACCAAUUUGUCCUAAAAGUUAUUCUGAAAACAUGCACAGUUCUCCGGAUAAUAAGCCGAGGGGAGAUGACUAUCCAUUAAUACCGUCAAAAUCAUCUGCUGAAAUGGCUGUAAAUGGAUCGUAACUCCUCUGUUGAGAUCAUCAUGCCAUCUCGACUCCUACUGUGAUCUACAAGAUAUUACUUGAGCAUGUACUUGCUUCAAAUCAGCUCUUUGUACAACUUCGACAAGAGUGAUGAGCUAACAGGCGAUCCGAUUAUUGAAUUUCAUAACUAUUGGUGGAGGGGAGUCUGUACAGCGUCGUCGUAAGCGUGGGGAGAGAUUAGCACAGCCCUCUUGGAUUUUCUCUUUUGUUUAGCAUUUCCAAUUGCUCCUGUAAAACAUUCCAUAACUUUUGGUUUCUCCAAUUCUUUGUUUUAUAUCUCCGUCUUCACUUUCUUUAGUUAUAUGUACUGUAUAGGGCACGAACUUUUGCUCUUUGAAGGUUAUUCGUCGAUUUAGCGGGCAUAGUGACCAAGUGUUACAUUAGAGAGGUCAGUGUUGGUUUGAGGCCAAGUUUUCUGUUUCGAUGUCGCCUAAUUAUAUACGGAAUUGUAUAUUAAAACUUGAGGGGACGAUUAACAUUUGCUGCAUAUAUGUACAUUAGAUAAAUAGUGGUAGCA
Messenger RNA from Lycium ferocissimum, 3229 nucleotides. RefSeq lists its product as uncharacterized. The record is from RefSeq and is a predicted model, not a curated record. Gene Ontology annotation, molecular function: protein phosphatase activator activity. Bases 23 to 2692 code for a protein of 889 amino acids. The transcript has 24 exons. Gene Ontology annotation, biological process: protein dephosphorylation. NCBI's taxonomy places the organism in Eukaryota, Viridiplantae, Streptophyta, Magnoliopsida, Solanales, Solanaceae. Gene Ontology annotation, cellular component: nucleoplasm; protein phosphatase 4 complex.